Messenger RNA from Sarcophilus harrisii (Tasmanian devil), 1486 nucleotides. It is a transcript of the gene MYL9, whose product is annotated as myosin light chain 9. Gene Ontology annotation, cellular component: myofibril; cytoplasm; stress fiber. The coding region runs from base 223 to 741 and encodes 172 amino acids. Gene Ontology annotation, molecular function: calcium ion binding. Lineage: Eukaryota; Metazoa; Chordata; Mammalia; Dasyuromorphia; Dasyuridae. The transcript is spliced from 5 exons. Gene Ontology annotation, biological process: myofibril assembly; platelet aggregation. The record is from RefSeq and is a predicted model, not a curated record.
GGCCUUGGGGCUACUGGGCUUGGCUGGGGCUGAGUCUUGCACUCACUCCCUCCCUGCUUCUGCCCAAACUGCUGUUUCUUCUGCUCCUUCUGCUGGACCCCUGGAACCCAGCCAGAAAGCACCUGGAAAACAACACCAUCACAGAGGAAGAAACUGAGACCCAAAUUUGGGAAGAGAUUUAUCUAAGAUCACAAAGCAAGCACAGACCUCCCAAAAGCCAAAAUGUCCAGCAAAAGGGCCAAAGCAAAGACCACAAAGAAACGUCCCCAGCGAGCGACAUCCAAUGUUUUUGCCAUGUUUGACCAGUCUCAGAUUCAGGAAUUCAAAGAAGCUUUCAACAUGAUCGACCAAAAUCGAGAUGGAUUCAUUGACAAAGAGGAUCUCCAUGAUAUGCUGGCCUCCCUUGGGAAGAACCCCACAGAUGAAUACCUAGAAGGGAUGAUGAGUGAGGCCCCUGGACCCAUAAAUUUCACCAUGUUCCUGACCAUGUUUGGAGAGAAGCUGAAUGGGACGGACCCGGAGGAUGUUAUCCGAAAUGCCUUCGCUUGCUUUGAUGAGGAGGCCUCAGGAGUCAUCCACGAGGACCACCUUCGGGAGCUGCUCACCACUAUGGGUGACCGAUUCACAGAUGAGGAGGUAGAUGAGAUGUACCGAGAGGCCCCCAUUGACAAGAAGGGCAAUUUCAACUAUGUGGAGUUCACCCGGAUCUUGAAGCAUGGAGCCAAGGACAAGGAUGACUAGCCCUUUCACCCUCAACAUUUCUUGUUCUCACCACACCCUUCCACCCCACUCCCACCUUCCGUGUUCCUCAUGCCCCUUGCGGUCCACACAGCUACCAUAUACCAGGAAGGUCCAUGAGUUCUUGCCUGGCCUUAGAUCUGACAUAUUUGCUGAGCAAGAAGGCUGAGAGCCCCUGAGCUUUGGGGAUGGAUGUCCCUCAUUUUUGUCAAAGGGACUAGGGCCUUAGGUCUCUAGCCUGCCUGAAGGGAUAUUCAGGGAAGGUGGAUUUCUUCCUUGGCAAGUACCAACCUGGGGCUUCACAGCUUUUCUACCACAUACUACUAUUCAAGGCUCUAAACAAGGGAAGGAGCAGUUAAGUGACUUGGCCAAAGCUGACCCUCUGUCCUCUUUCCCAGUGUCCUGCAGGGACCAACUUUCCUUCAGCCCCAGUCCCUUGCCACUGCCUCAUCUGGUUAAUGUGGCCUAUUCCAAGAUGACACAUUCCUUCCUCUUACAGGGGACCCUAAAAUAUUCCUCUGUUUCUUUUGUGGCCCCUGCCACACCCUGCCCCCUCAACGUCAUUCACUUGCUUCCCUCAAGGUACACAAAGGAGAGGAGCAUUGCACCAGCACCCUGUCCAGCUUCCAGAUGGGGUUUGAGUGAGAGUCUAAGGAAGUGUAGCCUAUUGGUGUGCACGAUGCAUGUUAAAGCCAAGUGUGGCUUGUAUGAAUCCAUGUGUAUGUGAUUACAUGUAUAUAUAUCUAUA